UCAGUCAGGUGUAACCUUUGUUUGACUUUACUUCUGUUGUCAGAAUCUAAGGGCAACUGUUGCUAUCUUCUGUAGGUGGUGCCUAUAUAGUAGCCUGUACUCUAGUAUAUGCACAUCCUACCAAAGGCUAAUGGAAACCACUAACAAGAACUGUAUGGCUUUGAAGCUGCACUGAGAAAUGAGUGUAAAUCAGACUUUGACACCCUGUAAUGUCUGUGGAAGAACAUUUUUUCCUGAAACCCUGUCCAAACACCAACCUAUUUGCAAGAAACUAUCUAACAAACAGCGCAAAGUUUUUGAUUCUUCUAAACAGAGGGCAGAAGGCACUGAAAUCAUUACAGUGAAGAAAAGAUCCCCGCCAAAGCAGCAACCAGUGAAGAAAUGCAGUUGGAGGCAGCAGCAUGAAGAUUUCAUCAGUUCCAUAAGAUCUGCGAAGCUGGCAACCACAGCGAUAAAAGAGGGUCGUCCUCUUCCUCCUCCACCACCCCCAACCAUCAAUCCAGAUUAUAUCCAAUGCCCUUAUUGCUUGAGGCGAUUUAAUGAGGCAGCUGCAGAGAGGCACAUUAAUUUCUGCAAAGACCAAGCUGCUCGGCGUGCUGUAAAUAAACCUCCAGUCAAAACACCGAACAAGCCACCAGGGAAGACACAGCCAUCAACCCCAAAGAAGACUGACCAAGUAAGAAGUACGACAAGACAGAAUACCAUGCCAAAGACACAAAGCAAGCCGAUUACAGGUGGUAACAAUGGAAAUACCGCAGUAAAGUCUGCUGGUGCUAAAGAACCAUCAUCUCGCUCUGUGUUGGGAAAGGGAGCCACAAACAAGCCCACUGCUCAGGAGAAUAGGUUAUCAGCGCCACGUAUGAGAAAAUAAGUCUGGGCAAUGUUCACAACUCAGACAGAUCUACAGUGAUUUGACCUUUAAAGAUCUUGAACAUGCAGAUAAUGAAGACAGGCUGGAAAAAGCAUAAAAAAGAAACUCACAAAAGCAGAAAUAGAAACUAUUCAAACAAAUUAUAUAUUAAUAAUAAAAUGAUAUUAAAGAUGUGCCUGAUAUCUGCACCCAAUUAUUGCAAGUAUUUUAUUUUUUACCCUGCUUUUUCAUAAUUGUAUAUCUAUUAUAUUGCAAAUAACAAAAUCUGAACUUGGGGGUUGAUACUA
Messenger RNA from Protopterus annectens (West African lungfish), 1158 nucleotides. RefSeq names its product zinc finger C2HC-type containing 1B (gene ZC2HC1B). The transcript has 8 exons. Lineage: Eukaryota; Metazoa; Chordata; Ceratodontiformes; Protopteridae. The record is from RefSeq and is a predicted model, not a curated record. Bases 179 to 871 code for a protein of 230 amino acids.